GCCUAAGUCGCCGCUGCUCCUUACGUACAGCCUCCAUCCUUGCAUCCACGAUUUGGUUUCAGUCAUGGUGGGUCUAGGUCAAGAGCAGGAUGCAGCUGCCGUUAACCAGGUGGCUCGCCUUACGAAUAUCAAUUAUGAAUCAGGAGCAUUUUCGAGUGGAUUUAUCAAAGAGGGUUGUUAAUAAAUUCAUAGAGCAACAGAUGCAAAUAUCCUUCAAGCAAUAUCGAUCAGAUUUGCAUCAAUACUAUUGUGAAUUCGAAGAUCCCGUAGAAGCCCGUGCAAACCCACCGGAAAGGCUAACGAAUCCAGAAGAUUGGAAUCAUCUAUGUGAUAGAUGGGAGACCCCUGAGUGGAAGGAAAUUACGAAGAAGAACAAAAAGAAUCGAGCAAAGCUCCCUUUCAACCAUCGAGCUGGUUCCAAGUCAUUCCUUCAAUUACAACAUGAAUUGAAAAUAAAAGAAGGUUCUGACAUUGGUCCGGUGGAUUUGUUCGGCGAGAGUCAUUACAAUGAAAAGGAUGGAUUGGUGAAUGAUAAUGCAGAAGAUGCAUAUGAAAACAUGCAAAAUCUGAUUAAAGCACCAACACAAGAAGGAUGUGAACCAGUAACACAACCAGAAGCUUGUAGAAAAGUUUUAGGUGAUCGACCAGACCAUGUUAAAGGUCUUGGUUAUGGCCCACAACCCACCCUGUGCAAAAGAGGCUCAUCAUCUAAUGUGACCUCUUCUACCUUGUACGAAAAAGAGUUGGAAAAGAAAGUGGAGGACAUGGAAGUUGAGAUGAGAGAGAUGAAGACAGAAAAUCAAAGAUUGAAGGAGUCAGUGUCAACAUGGGAGGAUAGAUGGAAUGAGAUCUCAAGGUUUAUGGCGGGAAGGCAGGGAGAUGGACCAUCGAACAAUUAG
Momordica charantia (bitter melon) is the source of this 899-nucleotide messenger RNA. NCBI's taxonomy places the organism in Eukaryota, Viridiplantae, Streptophyta, Magnoliopsida, Cucurbitales, Cucurbitaceae. The record is from RefSeq and is a predicted model, not a curated record.